CGACUCAAAUUUUCGCGCUUGUGCGGUUGUGCGGAGCGGACGAGUUGGAAAAACCAGCGAGGUUUAUUAUUUUCAAAACUCGGAGUCCAAAUCGAAUAGUAAUAUCCCCCCACAUCGAAAUAUACGAUUCAUAACGCUCGCGAGUCGAAAGUGAAAUUCGUCGGCGCAACGGUAAAUCAAAGGCAGCGUGAUUUUUGUUUAAUGAAUGGAAUAGCAGCCAAAACACAAUUCCCGCUAAAUUAAUCAAAUUCAAUUGCAAAUAAUUGUAACCGCUUAAAGUUUUCUGAUCGUAAUAAUUAGCAUUUGCAAGUCUAUGCUAAAGUGUUUAACAGUUUAACAGCAAAUAACAGGAAAAUCGGUGAUUUGGUGUGCAAUAAGUUGAGAAAACCAGAAACCAAAACAGAUUUGGAGAUAACAGACGAAAGAAGGUACGAGUUAUAUGCGAAUUUUGGUCUGUCAUAAAGUUUCGAAAUCUUUAUGUUUGAUAAGAACAUAUUGUGAGAAACUAUUUGUCACGAGCUUAAGCAAUUUUAGACGUCUUAAGAAAUUGCGCAAGAGCAACCUUUUUUGUUUUGGACAAGUUGGCCCCCAACAACCAAAACAAAUGCAAAUGUGCGCCCCAAAGACAUAUUACCCCGAAAGUUAUCAAUAAUUGUUUGCCGGAAGAGGAGAUACAACUCAGCCAUUUAAGCACCGGGCUCAGGGUGACAGCAACAAUUCUGUGUGGACACGUUUCUCUUUUGGAUAAAAUCGACAGCACAGCGAAGUCGGCAUAAUGUUGGAUCGAUGCGAAAUGCCGAUCCAGCUGGACAACGAGAAGCUGCGACGGGAUGUUCGUUUGACGGGCUCCCGACGGGAUUUGCCACAGCUUUGCAAUGGAUCGCGACGCCUGGAUGGACUAAACAACCACCUGGCUGCCAGCGAGCCAUCUGUUACGACCACAUCCCUGAAUGGAAAUGGCAAUAGCAAUAGUAACAGCAAUGGCAACAACAACAUCGGAUCUCCCGUCUCGUCAUCGACAACAAAUAGUAGUAAUGGUGGCAACGAGCGCGGCUCCUCCACAAAAUCAAACAGCAGCAGUGGCAGCGGAAGCUCGGGAAACUCGGCCAGCAGCACAGGAAGUGCCGAGCUCAAAUGCAAUACGCCCAUGACGCCAUCUGAGCUUGUAAAGAAAUUUCGGAAUUACCUAACUGAUCUGGAGUUCGAGGAACUUAAGGUUUACAAGGAAGUCUGGUAUUUUGGCCAGCAUGCCAGCAAGAAUUACAACAAACCCGCCCCCACAGCCAAUACCACAAAUCUGGGCUAUGACGAUGAUAAUGGAAACUACAAGAUCAUCGAACACGACCACAUAGCCUUCCGCUACGAGAUUCUGGAGGUGAUUGGCAAAGGCAGUUUCGGCCAGGUCAUCAGAGCCCUGGACCACAAGACCAACACACACGUGGCCAUCAAGAUCAUAAGGAACAAGAAGCGCUUCCUCAAUCAGGCCGUCGUGGAACUCAAUAUCCUCGAUGAGCUGCGCGAAAAGGAUGCGGAUGGAUCUCACAAUGUCAUACACAUGCUCGACUACACAUACUUCCGCAAACAUUUGUGCAUUACCUUCGAGCUGAUGAGCUUGAACCUGUACGAAUUGAUAAAGAAGAACAACUACAAUGGAUUCAGCAUGAGUCUCAUACGACGCUUCUGCAACUCGAUUGUGAAGUGCCUGCGUUUGCUCUACAAAGAAAACAUUAUUCACUGUGAUCUCAAGCCGGAAAACAUCUUGCUCAAACAGCGUGGCAGCAGCUCCAUUAAAGUCAUCGACUUUGGCAGCUCGUGCUACGUGGAUCGCAAAAUCUAUACGUAUAUCCAAUCGAGGUUCUACCGCUCCCCGGAGGUGAUUCUCGGCCUGCAAUACGGCACCGCCAUCGAUAUGUGGAGCCUGGGCUGCAUUCUGGCCGAGUUGUACACGGGUUUCCCCCUCUUCCCGGGCGAAAAUGAGGUGGAGCAGCUGGCCUGCAUCAUGGAGGUGCUGGGACUGCCGCCCAAGGUGCUUAUCUCGGUGGCCAGGAGGCGUCGCCUCUUCUUCGAUUCCCGCGAUGCCCCGCGCUGCAUAACGAACACCAAGGGAAGGAAAAGGACUCCGGGUAGCAAGUCGUUGGCACAGAUUCUGCACUGCCAGGACCGCUACUUCAUCGACUUCCUGCAGCGCUGUUUGGAAUGGGAUCCCGCGGAGCGGAUGACGCCGGACGAGGCGGCCCACCACGAGUUUCUGCAGCCCUCCGCCUCGAGUCGCCAUCGCAGCUGCCGCAUGUCGAGCAGCUCGUCCAGCUCGGGGUUGAAUAGUGUUUCCCAGAAGUCUUCCUGCUACAGCUUUUCGGAGAUCUCGCCGGGCACCAACGGGCCCGUGGUGGCCUCGAUAACCAGCACCACGGCGGUGCACAAUGCGGCGAUUGCCACCACCACGAAGUCGAGACAACAGCCGGCGGUGGUGCAGAGCCACGGACACGCCCAGUCCAAUGGACACCUGCCGGACAUCAAGUUGAGUGCCAGCGACAAGUACAACAGCAUGCAGAAGGUGGCGGUGCGCUCCAAGAUCACCUCGAGCGUCUCGGACUUGGAAUCGGUGCAGCAGUACUCGCUGCAUCGCAUCUACGGCGGAGUGGGCAGUGGCAGCACCCAUCACGUUUCCUCGGCGGCCACCAGGAAGCAUCUGACUGGCACCGGGAAUGGAGUGGUGGGUGCCAUGGCCUCGAAGUAUGGCAGCUCCACGCUGGCCCACAACCACCACAAUGUGACGCACCACAAUGCGUCGACGGCGACGAUUGCCACGACCACGCACCACCACCACCACCAUGGAGCAGGUGGCCAGCAGCAGCAGCAAUCUGGUUCUGGAACAGGAAACAUGGCCAUGUCGCACUCGCAGUCCACUGGCGAUGUCUCCGAUAGGGCCAUCUUCGGGCGGGCUUGACUCCGGGCAAGGCCCACCAAGCUGGAGCUGAAGAAGUGCAAGCUGGUCAACAUGAUGGACUUCUGGAGCUAGAAGUGGCGUCCACAGCACUGCGCUGAUGUCAAGGAGCGGGAGGAGGAGCUGGAGGAGCAGCAGAAGCAGGAGCAGCAGCAGCAACAGAAGAAAUAGAACCUCCUCCUUCUCCCAAGCACCUAGUUGUAGUUAUUGAUAUGUGUAAGCUAUAUAGGAACUAUAGAAGUGUGUGCGUGUGUAUGUGUGUGAUGUGUAAUGGAAUGUGAGCGCAUUGCUGUUGUACUCCCACUUCCCCGCCCACUCGAAAUAGUUGCAUCCAGCUGACAAAAAAAAAAAGGGGGAGUCGUCCUUUCUUGCAGCACUUUGCAGUAUUCUCAGUUUCCCUGAACCACGACCCGUAUUUUAUUAUUUCGCUACUGCCAUAGCUAAAGGUAUUCGCAAUCGUAUUCACACCCACAAACCCUCCCCGAAAAGUAUUCUCCCUCCCUCCAAAAUACCAAACUACCAAGGUGUUGCAAGUCAUCCUUUCGCACUGUAUUCAACAUGAACAAAACCCUUCUGAAAUAAAUAAAAAUAAAAUAAAGAAAGAAAAAAGAAAAGAUACUAAACAGAAGCCAGCUCAAAGGAACAAGAUAACCUAGAUAUAGUUUAUUAGAUAUGGCAUAUACUAAACAUAGUUGUAGACGACAUUUGUAACGAUUCACCCAACGCAUCCCACUCGCCCGAACUCAAAGAUACAUACAUAUUUAUAGGGUUACGACUCAAACAAAAUCUGUAACAAUUUCAUACAGCUUCCAUGUCUUUUGCAACAGUAUCAAGGCUGUUAUUAGUUACAUAUGCGAAACCGAGAUGUAUCUAUAUAUCUUAACUGUAAUUGUAUUCGUAGUUUAAGAACCUGAAGGUUCGAUGGCCAACAUCAUACAUCACACUGAAGCAAAUCAGCUCCUUAGUCUACCAAUGCAAGAUAUGUUUGUAUUUCGAAUGGAAAUAAAUGAAUUAUCACACAUCAGCCCUAUCCACGCGGAAUACAUGUCAUAAUUUAAUGAAAACACAUAUAUUUAACGAACUAUAAAGCUAUUAAAAACAAAAACUAGACGGAUAGAGAAACAAAAUAUGGCCAAUAUCACAACCGAAUAAUAAACACCAACCCAAUAUACAAUAAUUGUAGUGCGCCACGUCUAUGUAAACCGUAUUAGUGGAGGCAAAAGCAAAACAAAUUAAUAAUGUUUUAUUCAAAUUAAUGUUUGUGUAUUGAAAAAAAGAAGAAACAAGACGACGGAACUUGAGCUGGGUAAAAAUGCUUACCGAAUCCAGACUGUAAUUUGAACGAAGUUUGUAACCUGUAAUAAUGUAAGUUUAGAUAACACUGUACACAAAUUGCAAUUUUUGCUCAUGACUUUUGGAUAUAUAUCACAUAGGACUACAAUACCUAAGCAUACAUAUAUAUACACAGCUGCGAUCCUUUGGAGCUUGUUUCGUAUUAUUUAUAAAUGUUUUCUCUGCCACUCGUCGUAAUUAUCUCUGAUACUUUCAUUAUGUGUUUUAUUAUAAAUUUUGACAAAACAAAAACAAAUCCAAUUGCAAAACUUGUUUUACAAAGUGUGUUCGAAUUUAACGUUUAGUAUUAAUUAAAAGAAAAAACAAUGAUAAACUUAUAAUUAUAAAAAUAUACGUACAGAUAUAUCAAUUUUAAAUUAAUGAUGCAUAUUAAUUGUAUAGAUCGAGAAAAACAACAUGUAAUCAAUUACAAUUACAAGAAUUACAACAAAAAAAUAAAUGAAAAACUAUGUACUCAAAA
Messenger RNA from Drosophila ficusphila, 4757 nucleotides. RefSeq names its product dual specificity tyrosine-phosphorylation-regulated kinase 2 (gene Dyrk2). The record is from RefSeq and is a predicted model, not a curated record. Gene Ontology annotation, molecular function: protein serine/threonine kinase activity; protein serine/threonine/tyrosine kinase activity; ATP binding. Bases 776 to 2947 code for a protein of 723 amino acids. Gene Ontology annotation, biological process: peptidyl-threonine phosphorylation; peptidyl-serine phosphorylation. NCBI's taxonomy places the organism in Eukaryota, Metazoa, Arthropoda, Insecta, Diptera, Drosophilidae. Gene Ontology annotation, cellular component: nucleus. The transcript is spliced from 11 exons.